Molecule: messenger RNA, 656 nt
Organism: Metschnikowia bicuspidata var. bicuspidata NRRL YB-4993
Lineage: Eukaryota; Fungi; Ascomycota; Pichiomycetes; Serinales; Metschnikowiaceae
Exons: 1
Coding region: 323-532 (69 amino acids)
Source: RefSeq, a predicted model, not a curated record
UUUUCGGCUUAAUUUUGCAUACAUAGUUUAAAGACACAAUCCAAAGGGCCCCAUUGAAGACCUUGGUGCUACAUGCUCAACAAUAGAUACUAAUCAUUGGGCCCCAAUUGUGUAUUCUUUGCUGGCACGAAAGACAAGACUUGCCAUAAAGAGUUUCCAAACAAAAGAAGUUUUUUGUACAUGUAUGGAGAACUCAUACACACUUGACCUGCUAUUUCCUAAACAUCACUCUUAAGAAGCACCUUUGAUACACGAGAGAAGAAAGGGUACAACCCUACACUUCAGAGUCGGGAGCUGAUUUUUUGUUUCUCAUUGACAUUAAAUGAUAAAGAGCACAGAAGCUUUGGCAAAGUUUAGUUUUGACUCAUACUCCCCUCCUCGCCAAGCGGAAAAAGAUACAUCAUUCUCUGUUCAAUACAACCACAACUGCGACGCUUGUCUUAUUCACCUAAAAGCUUCUAAAGCUAGCGCACAUUCAAAGGAAAAUGAAGCCGCACGAGAGACACCUAUUGUCAUUUUAAUUGACCUCUAAUUCACACGUGAUACGACAUUUAACAACAAAAUAAUUGAAGUUUGGCUUUUCGAAUCACUCUCAAAUUCUAAAUUUAAGAGCCAUUUCAACAGCAGCAGCUCCCCAAUCCUCGCCGUGGUUAUGG